AUUGGCACAAGCUCAGCACAGAAGUCAGAAUGUUGGGCAGCAAGGCGGACACAGCUCUACGCUUUGCAAGGGUCAAAGAGGCAGCUGUGGGAAGCCCAGAAUCGAAAUGUCCAGCUUAAGUGAGCCACACGCAAAGUGGACAAUUGAUCAAAUUGAGGCCUGUUGAAUGCUUUGACUGAGCCUUGGGAGACUGAUGAGGUAACUCGAGCGAGCUGUCCAGGGAGCUGGCUUGGGGAGCACUUGGGAGAAGCUCUUGUGAGUCUCGCAGUGCAGCUGCAACUUUGGCAGGGUAAGGUGUGGCUCUCACUGCAUGGGGCCGGAUGUGUUCCCCAUGAAUGGGUCAGCUGGGGAGGGGGAGGUGCUGGUCCUGUUCGAUGCAGUCAAAAGAGAGACAUACACACCCACUAGUGGUUUCAAACAACUCUCGCGGCGCUUACGGGGUAUCUUCAAAGCUCAGCAGAACAAGGAUGAGCUGACGGCGGAGCGACUGGCGGAUGCGUCAAUCGUGGUCUUUGGGAGCCCGCGCGAGGACUUCUCUGCAACGGAGGUGGACGUCCUGCACCGCUUUGUUGCGGAGGGCGGCAGCCUGCUGUUUCUGGUGGGGGAGGGCGGCGACGAGCGCGCGGGCAGCGGGGUGAAUGCGGUCACAGAGGGGCUGGGCAUCGCGGUCAACGCUGACAGCGUGGUGCGCACCGUGUUUCACAAGUACCCCCACCCCAAGGAGGUCCUCAUCACCGACGGGCUGCUCAACCGCGCACUUGCCACCGGCGGCGGCAGAUCUGGGCGAGGAGGGGAGAGCACUCUAAGCGGGGGGCAGCAUGCCAAGUGGCUGAACGAGGGCGGCGUGGACGGCCACGGCCCGAGCGCGAGCGGCGCUCUGCCGCUGGUCUACCCGCAGGGAUGCACGCUCACAGUACAACGGCCGGCCGUGCCCAUCCUGUCCACCGGCAAGAUUGCAUACCCAAUGCACCGCCCGAUUGGUGCGGUGUGGCAGGGCCAGGCGGGGCAGGGCCGCGUGGCGGUGCUGGGCAGCGCGCUCAUGUUCUCGGACGCGUGGCUGGACAAGGAGGAGAACGGCAAGCUUGCUGACUUCCUCUUCCGCUGGCUCCUGCCCGAGGGCGGACUCGAGCUGCACGCGCGCGACGCGGAGGAGCCCGACGUGUCGGGCGAGGCGGUGUCGCUGCCGGACAUGGCGGCGCUGGCGGGGCGUGUGCGCGCGUGCUUGCAGGAGGGCGACGACGUGCCGCGCGACCUGCCCGCGCUCGUGCAGGACCGCCUCUUCGGCCUCGACACCGCGCUCAUCCCGGAGGCCACGCAGCUCUACGCCAAGCUCGCCGUCAAGCACGCGCCGCUCACGCUCAUCCACCCCAACUUCGAGACGCCGCUUCCGCCCCUCCAGCCCGCGGUGUUCCCGCCCGCCCUUCACGAGCCUCCCCCCCCAGCUCUCGAACUUUUCGACCUGGACGAGUCCUUUGCGGGCCAGGCCGUGCGGCUAGCAUCGCUCACCAACAAGUGUCUGGAGGGGACGGAGGAAGAUCUGCUUUUCUAUGCAAUAGAAGGCUCGGCGAUCUGCGGCGUAACGCCCAAGGGAAUUGGCGCGUCCGAGGAAGCAAGCGUUCAUACAGCCAAGGCGCUCUUGGCGCAUAUAAUGAAGCAACUAGUAACGUACAAAAAACUGACUCCUGGGGAAGCCGGUUGAACACAAGUCUGACAAUCUGCUCCUGUCGUCGAUUGCCGGGGGGCAGGGGUGGUCGAUUCUUCAGGCUUGGGAUGUUCGGAGGUCUUUAAUCCUGCAUGCUGUCCGUCUUUCCAUGUAGGCUCAACGGUUGUAAGCGUUGCAAAUCGCACAUCACUGAGCCUGCAGGCAUCCAAAGAG
Klebsormidium nitens is the source of this 1876-nucleotide messenger RNA. The record is from the annotation of a GenBank genome assembly. Lineage: Eukaryota; Viridiplantae; Streptophyta; Klebsormidiophyceae; Klebsormidiales; Klebsormidiaceae.